UCCGCAGCAGAGGAGAACGACAAAUUGCUUGCAGAAUUGUAGCAAGGUCUUCUCUGCUACAAGUAUCCUGAACGCUCUGCUGGCACAAAGGAUCUCGUGCGACUCUUCCGUGCAUUCUAACUCCACUUGCUUGUCAGUCUUCUUUGGCCACUCUCCGAAACAAAGCUCUUGCAUCAGACAACGACAGCACCACGCGCAAAGAAACAUCCCCCGCGAGCGAAGAGGCAGAGGUCAACGACAAGGACUGCAUUGAUACUGUUCCUUGCAGCAAAGAACUUUCGGUCCGGUUGUCGGUACGGCGCAGUAGACAAAGUGCGUCCUGCAGCGGAUAGUUGCACAAGGUACUGAUUCCAUCUUCUUGCUUCCUUGAGGUGUUCAUGCGCGCGCACACGCAAGACAAACCGCCGGAACGCAACCAUGGCUAUGGCAAUCCAUGCUCACGAAACAUACAGGCAAUAUCUUGGUUCCGGCCUUGAUAGACAUUGGUUCCUUCGCUCAGGAGCUUUUCACAGACAAGUCUCACGAUCUCACCGCCACCGCCACCGGCUGCUCCGACGAUGACAUCCACUGCUGUUAUGCAUCCCGGCUCUCAAGAGCAAGUGGACAGCAAGCUACGCGACGAGCUUGAAAAGUUCAACUCCCAGUAUGCUCAGCAGCCUACACAAUCCACAGAGCGAUUCCCAACAUUCGAAGACAACGCCAGUGGCUUAGAUAUCUACGAUGGCUUCGACGGUGCCUACUCCAACGACCAUUCCUAUGCACAUGAUCCGCCCACUCCUCGAUCCAACACUGCAAGUGAAGGCGUACGCACACGUAGUGGUCGAUCUACCAGAACCAGGACCGACUCUCCUUUCAGCACAAGCAAGUCCCGCGUAUCCAAGUCUCCCGCGCCGCGUAAGAAGGAAAAGAAGAGCAAGCUCGACAAGUCCAAGAUGCCAAAGCUUACAGCACCAUUGUCCAUACUGACCAAGGACAUGGACGUACCGCUGAAAGACACCGCAGCAUUUGUGAACCGCAGCGUCGAAGAGAGGAUGAAAGAAGUCUCUGACCACAACGGCUACAUCAAACGUCCACAAAACUCCUUCAUUCUCUACAGAUCUGCGUAUGCCGACCGAUGCAAGAAGUGGUGUGAGCUCAACAAUCACCAAAUUGUGUCUUCUGUGGCUGGAGAGUCGUGGCCAAUGGAGCCAGACGAGGUCCGCAAUCAGUUUGACGAGUGGGCAAAGCUGGAACGUCAACAUCACCAGGAGGCACAUCCGAAAUACAAGUUUUCGCCGAGCAAGUCUUCCAACAAGCGUCGCAAGGGCGAAGCAACCGACGACGAGGAGGAGCUCAGCGACCUGGAAGAUCGCGAUCCAGAUGGAGAGUAUCGUGGCGGUCGCCAAGUGCGACAGCGACGACAAGAUCCCAAUGCGGCGUACUUGCCCAGCAACGUCGGCUUCAGUUCUCAUCCAUACUACGACCAGAAUGCGGGUGCAUACGAGCAGUACUACGCCCACACUGGCCGUCCUCUCCCAUCCAACGUCGCUUACGAUCAGGCCACUGGUCAGCCAUACAACACUCAAACUCACACCUGGAUCCAGGCCUCACCGCAGCAACAAUACGCACAAAAUCCAUACAUGUACCAAGAGAUGCAUGCCGCACCUCGCGUACCUACCCCAGCCUCUCUCAACGGUCAGCAAUCCACCAUGGGAAGUCUAGGCUUACCCGGAGGAGGCUCAGGAUCCGAAGAGUUUUUCAGCACCUCCAGAACCAGCACACCUCAGCACUACAACCAGCAACAGUACAACGCGAGCAUGUACGGACAGUCUGUCUACCCACAAUAUCAAGGGCAGUACCAGUACCAAGUAGCGCCAUCGACAAGUGCUACUCCACAACCUGGCACAGCGCAAUACGAACAUGCUCAAUAUCUCUCGCAACAUCAAGAUGUUGUUGACCCUAGUUUGCAAGGCUUUCAAUUGGAUGCUGCUGCUGCAGGUGAAAACGCCGACGAGUCUCAUUUCGAUAAUGCUCUCGGCGAUUUGCAUGGUGUUGAGAUGGGUGGUCUGCCGAUUGCGGACUACUACGCACAGAACUCGACGAGUCCUGUGGAUGGUAAUGCGACUCUGGCGCCGACGUGGAACGUUGCUCAGGAGAUGAGAUGAUUGGUGGCGAGCAAGGCAGAUGAAAAGAGAUGGCAUGACAGGAUAAGAGGCUCAACUCAGGACCAAACACCAACAGAUGAGCGAGCGACAUGUGCAGCGCCGACCAGUGCUGUGUUGGUGGAGCUAUAGAUACACGAGGCGCGAUGUUCGAGACGUAUACUUGGUAUUCUUGUUCAAAGUUAGCUGCUUGAUAGCGCACUCUCGUAGUUGAAUACCAUGAUUUAUUUU
Messenger RNA from Cercospora beticola, 2372 nucleotides. RefSeq names its product HMG-box domain-containing protein. NCBI's taxonomy places the organism in Eukaryota, Fungi, Ascomycota, Dothideomycetes, Mycosphaerellales, Mycosphaerellaceae. Gene Ontology annotation, biological process: regulation of transcription by RNA polymerase II. Gene Ontology annotation, molecular function: DNA-binding transcription factor activity, RNA polymerase II-specific; RNA polymerase II cis-regulatory region sequence-specific DNA binding. Gene Ontology annotation, cellular component: nucleus. The record is from RefSeq and is a predicted model, not a curated record.